AAACGCAGCGUCACAGGAGACAGAGAGGGAGAGACUAGCGGUCGGCGAGGUCUUGAGAGUUGAGACCGAUCGAUGGACGCUCGGCGACGGCGGUCGUCGUGUCCGGGGGCGGCCGUGCCGCUCCUGCUCGUGCUUGCCGCGUCCUUCGAAGGGGGUCAUGCGGCCGCCGCGGCCGCGCCCGCGCCCGUCGGCGCUCCUUCAGGCGACGCUGGCAUGACGGCGCUGCAGAAGCACACGGCGUUCUUCGAUAGCAACCACGACGGCAUCGUCACCUUCGACGAGACGUACGAAGGCUUGAAGGAGGUUGGAGUCGGAACCGUCACGGCCAAAGCCAGUGCUGCCUUCAUCAACGCCGCCCUUGGCCCCAAGACCAGACCUGAUAAUUCGAACUCGUCACGCAUGGAUAUCUACAUUGUGAACAUCCACAAAGGGAUCCAUGGAAGCGAUACAGGCGCAUACGACGCUCAAGGAAGGUUCGUUCCCGAGAAGUUGGAUGAGAUGUUCGCCAAGCACGGCAAAAAUGUAUCCAAUGCCCUGACGAAAGACGAGCUCGACGAGAUGCUCAAAGCAAACCGAGAGGACAAGGACUUCAAAGGAUGGCUCGGAGCUUCGGCGGAGUGGAAGAUGCUGUACAACAUCGCCAAGGACAAGGACGGGUAUCUUCCCAAGGGCACCGUGAGAGCCGUCUACGAUGGAACCCUCUUUUAUCAGUUGGCGGCGCUGAGGAAGAAGGGCUGAUUGCGUCCGAGAAACAAGCAUGAUUUAGUUGCUGCCUGAUUAUAUAUGUACCUGUAUAAGAAAAUUGGUCAAUACUAGUAAGGCCCUGUUUUGCUGUAAUAUCAAAAAAAAAAAAUGCAACCGACCGAGUGGUCGGCCGCUGCAUAAAAGGGUCUUGGGCUGACCUGUCCAUCGCCCCGAGCCCAGAUCGGCCAUACCACAAACCCUAAUCCUAGCUCAUCUGCCCGUCGUCCCCUGCACCAGUCGCCGCCGUCCUUGGCUUUCCGUGCUUGUCAUCAGUGCCGACCGCGUCGUCUCCGCCUGUAACAUGCUGCUUCCUAUCGUCGUG
Phragmites australis (common reed) is the source of this 1066-nucleotide messenger RNA. Its product is annotated as probable peroxygenase 5. The coding region runs from base 73 to 738 and encodes 221 amino acids. NCBI's taxonomy places the organism in Eukaryota, Viridiplantae, Streptophyta, Magnoliopsida, Poales, Poaceae. Gene Ontology annotation, molecular function: monooxygenase activity; calcium ion binding. The transcript is spliced from 6 exons. The record is from RefSeq and is a predicted model, not a curated record.